Danio rerio (zebrafish) is the source of this 2639-nucleotide messenger RNA. NCBI's taxonomy places the organism in Eukaryota, Metazoa, Chordata, Actinopteri, Cypriniformes, Danionidae. The record is from RefSeq and is a predicted model, not a curated record.
GCAGCCAUUUUAUUCCCUGUUUCAGAACGAACCAUUCAAUCUAGAGCAGGGGUGUCAAAUUCCGUUUCUGGAGGGCGGUUGCCCUGCACAGUCUAGCUCCAACCCUGCUUCAAAACACCUGUAGGUUUCAAACAAGCCUGAAGGACGUACUUAGUUGGGUUGGAACUAAAUUGUGCAGAUCUGCGGCCCUCCGAGAAACUGAAUUUGACAACUGUGAUCUAGAGGGAUGAAAGCACUUGUCAUACAGGAAAAAAUAGCUGAAGUAACAGGUGUCAUCCAGUGUUCAACACGAGUUGAAAUGCAGCUUUAUUUUCUCUUUAUUUCUUUCAUAUAAAUCUGUAAUGACUGAGAGGAUUACCGGAGCCAACCAGAUUUCAACUGGAUCUUCCAGUGAAUCUGGCAUGUGUGAUUUUCAAUUGAGUUGUCUCUUUCCUUUGGAUUUUCUCCUCUUACCUGACCAAUAGUUCAUCAUGGAAGGCAGCACAAUUGGCAUGGAACAUUCAGACAGAAACCAGAAAACAUCUCAAACCAAAUGCUGCCCUCCAAGGCUGAAGAUCUUUAUUGCCGCACUUGCCUUCUGUUACUUCUCUAAAUCCAUGACGGCGUCUUACACCAAAAGCACCAUCACUCAGAUCGAGAGGCGGUUUGAGAUCCCGAGCUCCACCGUUGGCAUCAUUGAUGGGGGUUUCGAAAUGGGUAAUAUGCUGGUCAUUACCCUGGUAAGCUAUGUUGGCGCUAAGUUUCACAGACCCAAGAUCAUUGGAGCAGGGGUUCUGCUGAUGGGUAUAGGAACACUGCUAAUGGCUUCACCUCAUUUCAUUAUGGGCCGGUACAAGUAUGGUACAGCUGCCACCCACACUAAUGAUGCUGGUAAUUUCACUGUGAUCUCUACAUGCUCAUCCGACUCUCAGAAAACUCUUCAACAGCCUUUUUCUGGAUGCCGAAAAGAGGAAGCUGAAAGCUCACCCUUGUGGGUUAUAGUGGUUUUGGGAAACACUAUGCUUGGGAUUGGGGAAGCCAGUAUUAUCCCUCUGGGAAUGUCAUUCGUAGAUGAUUAUGCACGGCCAGAAAACUCAGCUUUUUACAUUGGUUGUCUGAACACAAUUAAAGGGAUUGGGCCAAUUUUUGGUUUCGUGCUUGGAUCUCUUUGUGCUAAUCUUUAUGUGGAUAUUGGCCUAGUGAAUAAAGAAAGCGUGACCAUCACACCACAGGACUCUCGCUGGGUUGGGGCUUGGUGGUUGGGUUAUGUGGUGUCUGGCUUGUUGACUGUCCUCGCUGCUUUUCCUUUCUGGUUCUUGCCAAAAGCUCUGCCUGAAAACUCCCAAAUCUCACUGCUAGACAACACCCCACAACAGCACAAAACCACACCCAGCCUUACAGAGAUAGUCAAAGAUUUUGCGCCAACUUUUAAGCGUCUGCUGACCAAUAAGAUCUACAUUCUGUACCUGGCGUACAGUAUAGUGGCAUUCAACGACUUCGCCAUACUUGUAACGUACACGCCAAAGUAUCUGGAACAGCAGUUUGGGCAAAGCGCAUCCAAAGCCAACUUUCUGAUAGGAGUGACAUGUGUUCCGGCAGUAGCGCUGGGUGUUUUCCUGAGUGGGUUGAUGAUGAAGAGGUUUAAAUGGGGUCUGCUGGCAUCCGCAAGAGUGAAUUUGUUGACCAUAGUCGCCACAGUGUUUUUAACCGUACCUUUCUUCGCUCUCAGCUGUGAAAAUCUAGAUAUCGCUGGGGUUACAGUGCCCUAUCAAGGAUCUACUGAAGUUCAAGGUGUAACCAGUGAUGUACUCCCUUCUUGCAAUGCUGACUGUGGGUGUCCAGACCUCCAUUGGGAUCCAGUGUGUGGAGAGAAUGGAGUGACCUACAUCUCCCCUUGCCAUGCGGGCUGCAGUUCCACCCAGGGUGCAGGACGGAAUAAGACAUUCCAUGACUGCGGGUGUAUUCAGAGCUGGGGACUGAGCGUUGGCAACUCCUCUGCAGUUCUUGGACAGUGUUCACAAAAUCCCAACUGCAACAGAAUGAUGUACCUUUAUCUGGGAUUGCAGUCUUUGGCCCUCUUUGUGUACAGUCUUGGUGCUGUUCCCCUUUUCACCAUGUCUCUGAGGAUUGUGGAUCCCGAGCUGAAGUCUCUCUCUGUGGGAGUGUUACUGUUAUCUAUAAGAGUUUUGGGUGGUAUUCCUGCUCCCAUUUACUUUGGUGCUCUUGUUGACUCCAGCUGUCUGAAAUGGGGCCAGAGGAAAUCUUGUGGAAGGGGUGCCUGCAGAAUUUAUGACAUUGAGACGUUCAGGUUCCUCUUUCAAGGACUGACCAACUGCCUUCGAGUAUUAGCCUGUUCCCUGCUUUGGAUAGCCACAAUAUGGAUAAAGAGGAAAAUACAGAAUGAUAAACAAAUCUCCGAAGACAUGGAACUGCAAAGGGGUCCAUCCGAUGAUCCAGAACACGAGGACGCUGUUAAAUAAUGUUCUGUUGUGCUUUAAUUGAGUUUGUUUGACGUUUUUGCAUUAUUAUCAAUGUACAUGUAUAAAUGAAGGUGAGAGAAAAAGGGAUUGUUCAAUUGUGUAUGUUGAUUUCCUGCAAUGUCAUGUUAUUAUAUAUGGUCACGGGAUGUCUUCUUAUCAAAGAGCUUUUCUUUAACCUUG